GAAUUUUCUUUAAAAAAAAAAUGGAUGGAUUCAUAAAGAUGGAAAGACAAAAGUUUCCAUUCACCAUUGAGAACAUUUUGAACAAAUAUCCAAGCAGCAAUGGAAAAAAACACGCAGGCGAACCAGAUGAUCUCGGACUGGAGGAGAAGACAUGUCCUGAACCUGUUCAUCACACCUGCUUGUGCUGCUGUUUCUGCUCCCACUGCGCCAGCAUGUUCCACUCUGACCUCAUCCAUGAAGCACAUCAGUAUGGAUGGAGCCCUGCAACCAUGAUGUCAGAGCCAGCCAAGCUGGGGGAGGCUUACAGAGAGGAGCAGCAGCAGCAUAAGGGAGGUCAGGUACAGAGGCGAACCAGGCGUCACCGUACAAUCUUCACAGAGGAACAGCUGGAUGCACUGGAGGAGCUCUUCCUGCAGAACCAGUAUCCAGAUGUGAACACAAGAGAGAAACUUGCUCAACAAACUCACUUGAGAGAAGAAAGAGUAGAAGUUUGGUUUAAAAACCGAAGAGCUAAAUGGAGGCGUCAGAAAAGACUUUCAUUUGUUGUCGGAAACACUAAGGACUAAUGUUUUUCAUACAGAUCAUACAAUAAGGAACUUUUUUAGAGAAUAAUGCAAUAUUUAUGGG
Messenger RNA from Cyprinodon variegatus (sheepshead minnow), 627 nucleotides. It is a transcript of the gene gsc2, whose product is annotated as goosecoid homeobox 2. Gene Ontology annotation, biological process: regulation of transcription by RNA polymerase II. Gene Ontology annotation, molecular function: RNA polymerase II cis-regulatory region sequence-specific DNA binding; DNA-binding transcription factor activity, RNA polymerase II-specific. The record is from RefSeq and is a predicted model, not a curated record. Bases 21 to 566 code for a protein of 181 amino acids. Gene Ontology annotation, cellular component: nucleus. Lineage: Eukaryota; Metazoa; Chordata; Actinopteri; Cyprinodontiformes; Cyprinodontidae. The transcript has 3 exons.